Messenger RNA from Scheffersomyces amazonensis, 2946 nucleotides. Its product is annotated as protein transport protein SEC24. The transcript has a single exon. NCBI's taxonomy places the organism in Eukaryota, Fungi, Ascomycota, Pichiomycetes, Serinales, Debaryomycetaceae. Gene Ontology annotation, cellular component: COPII vesicle coat; endoplasmic reticulum exit site. The record is from RefSeq and is a predicted model, not a curated record. Gene Ontology annotation, biological process: intracellular protein transport; endoplasmic reticulum to Golgi vesicle-mediated transport; COPII-coated vesicle cargo loading. The coding region runs from base 85 to 2865 and encodes 926 amino acids. Gene Ontology annotation, molecular function: SNARE binding; zinc ion binding.
AGAUGUCGAGUUCGCUGGGCUGUUAUAACGAGUGUUAAGUAUUGUGCUACUAUUGUCAAUUGAAGGAUUAAUAUAAGCAUAGCCAUGUCAAGUAGAAGAAGAGCAUACCCACAGCCUCAAUAUGCUGUUGAAGCAUCGGCUCCUGCAGCGGUUCCACCUGCUGUUGGUGGAAACCAGUAUCAACAACCAGGUAGUGGAUUAGGUGUUCCUCCCCCAAAUUCAUUAGAUCCAACAACUCUGCAAUUUCAAAAUUUAAAUAUUUCUGGAACUAAUACUGCUGUCAAUUCUCCUUAUUCAAAUCAAGGUGGACAAUUUGGUCAAUAUCAACAACCUACUAGUCCACAAGCUAGUCAAUUUGGUCAUAGUCAAUAUCAACAACCUCAACAACCUCAACAAGCUCCUGGUGUUGGUGUUGGCGGUGGUAAUGGUUAUUAUAAUCAAUCUAAUAAUUUAGGUACUUCAUUACCUUUAAAUCAAUUAUAUACUACCGAUUUAUCUAGAGAAUUACCUCCACCUAUUACAGACUUAUCUUUACCUCCUCCACCAAUUGUUUUACCACCUAAUACAACUUUAAUUCCAAAUUCAGAAACUUCAAAUGCUUCUCCCGAUUAUUUUAGAUCAACAUUAAAUGUUAUUCCAAAUAGUUCUUCAUUAUUAAAAAAAUCUAAAUUACCUUUAGCCUUAGUUGUGAAACCUUAUAAUGCUUUAACUGUUGAAGCAGAAAAUGUUGCAGUUACAUCUGAUACUACUAUUAGUAGAUGUCGUCGUUGUAGAGGGUAUAUUAAUCCAUUUAUAACUUUGGCAGAAAAUGGUAGACGUUGGAGAUGUAACUUUUGUAACUUAUUAAAUGAUAUUCCAUCAGCUUUUGAAUAUGAUGAAAUUAGUGGACAAGUUAAGAAUAAAUUUGAUAGAGUUGAAUUAAAUAAUGCUGUAGUUGAAUUCAUUGCUCCAAAAGAAUAUAUGGCUAGAACUCCUCAACCAAUUGUUUAUACUUUUAUUAUUGAUGUUUCUGUUAAUGCUGAUCAAAGUGGUUUGAUUGGAACUAUUACUAGAACCAUUUUAGAAAGUUUAGAUAGAAUCCCAAAUACUAAUAAAACUGCCAAAGUUGCAUUUAUUGGGGUUGAUUCUAGUUUACAUUAUUUUAGAUUCAAUGAAGGAUUUGAAGGAGUUGAAUCAUUGAUUGUUUCUGAUAUUGAAGAACCAUUCUUACCAUCACCAGAUGGAUUAUUGGUUAAUUUAGAUGAAAACAGAGUCGCUAUUGAAAAGUUCUUACUUGAUUUCCCAACUUAUUUUGAAGGUACAGGUAACCAAGGAUUUGCUUUAGGACCAGCUUUGAAAGCUGCCCAUAAGUUAAUCAGUAAUAUCGGUGGUAAAUUGGUUUGUUUCUCUUCCACUUUACCAAGUGUUGGUGAAGGAAAAUUAAGUAUUAGAGAUGAAUCAGGUGUAGCUGGAAAACCAAAAGAAGCAAAAGCUUUAUUAUCUUCUGCUGAUAGUUUCUAUAAAUCAUUUGCCGUACAAUGUAACUCAUCUCAAGUUACUGUUGACUUAUUUUUAACUUCUUCUGCCUAUCAAGAUGUUGCCACCUUGUCCAACUUACCUCGUUAUACUGCUGGUCAAACACACUUCUAUCCCGCAUGGACCAGUGCUAAAUAUGAAGAUGUUACUAAAUUAUCUAAAGAAGUAAGUGAUCACUUAUCACAAGAUAUUGCCAUGGAAGCAGUUUUAAGAGUCAGAGGAUCUACUGGCUUUAGAAUGAGUUCAUUUUAUGGAAAUUUCUUUAACAGAUCUUCAGAUUUAUGUUCAUUUCCUACAUUUCCAAGAGAUCAAAGUUAUUGUAUUGAAAUAUCUAUUGAAGAAAAUGUUACUAAACCAGUAGUUUAUUUCCAAGCGGCAGUAUUACAUUCUACAUCAUUUGGUGAAAGAAGAAUUCGAGUUUUGAAUUUAGCCCUUCCAACUUCUAGUAAAUUAGUUGAUAUUUAUGCUUCAGCUGAUCAAUUAGCUAUCACUAACUUUUAUACUCAUAAAGCUAUUGAAAGAGCAUUAUCAACAUCUUUACCUGAAGCUCGAGAAUUCUUAACUAGUAAAGUUGUUGAAAUUUUAAGUCUUUAUAAAAAGGAAUUAGUUGCAGGAAAUGUUUCUGGUGCUUCACCAUUACAAUUAUCAACUAAUUUAAGAAUGUUACCAUUAUUAUUGUUUUCAUUAACAAAACAUUUGGGUUUCAGAGCUGAAAGAGUUCCAUCUGAUCAUAGAGCAGCUGCUCUUAACAAUCUUGGAUCAAUUCCAAUUAAACAAUUGGUAAAAUCCAUCUACCCAACUGUUUAUGCUUUACACAAUAUGCCAGAUGAAUGUGGAUUGCCAGAAAGAUUAAUUCAAGUCAAUGAAGAAACUGGUGAAGAAGAGGAGGUUGUUUCUACAAAUAUUUUAUUACCAGAACCAGUAAAUGAUUCUAAAUCGACUUGGGAAAAUUAUGGUUUAUAUUUGAUUGAUGAUUCUAGUGAAUUAUUCUUAUGGGUAUCUGGUAAUGUUGUUCCAGGAUUAGUUCAAGAUUUAUUUGGAACAGAUAAUUUAUAUGCCAUUCCAACGGGUAAAACUGAAUUACCAGAAUUCAGUAUUGAAGAAUCUGAAUUCAAUUAUAGAGUUCGUCAAAUAAUAGGAAAGAUAAGAGAUCAAAAUGAUUCUAUUGUAUGGAAGAAUUUAUAUGUUGUAGUUGGAGGAUCAUCCAAUGAACCAAUUGAGGUAUCGCAACAACGUGAUCUUAUGGCAUUAAGAAUGUGGGCAUAUAGUUGUUUGGUUGAAGAUAAAUCUGGAAGUGAACCAUCGUACAGAGAUUUCUUAACCUCAUUAAAAUCAAAAGUUGCGCAAUAAACAUUAUAAUUAAUUAGGUAUAAUUCUUGUUAUAUUCUUUCGUACAAUGUAUAUAUGUUAUUCUAAUACAUGUGUUUGUUA